AUGGAUCGUCGACGUUUUUUAACCAUUGAAGAAAUAGAAUCCUACAUAAAUACUUCGAGCAGUGAGGAUGAAGGCGAAGUAGUUUCAGCUAAACGAAUGAAAAUUGUUAAGCCUAUUUCGAAAAAAAUAACUUCUGUCGUAUAUAUUCCACCAGCAGAUGUUGGCGCUGUAAGUGACGAAGAACUUAUUGACGAUAAUGAAAUGAUAACAGAGGUAUCAGCUAUGACGGAUGUUUGUAGAGAGUUGGAGGUCGAACAUGAAUCAGAUGUGGAAGAUUUUGCGUCGCCGCCGUCAUGCUUAGUUGGAAUACUUGAUGAUGGACCAUCCUGUUCUGCAAAAACAACUAGACCCCCUGACGAAUCAGGUGAGGAAUCUUUAAAAAGCAAUAUUGUUGGUUCUAUGAGUGGCAAAACACCAUUUGAAUUGUUUCUGCAGUUCUUCGACGAAGAAAUAAUGGAAAUGCUGGUCGUGAAUACAAAUAUAUAUGCUCACCAAAAUUAUAUCAUAGUGGAUAUUAGCAAGCAACAGAUAAAUCGUUUCAUCGGAAUUUUGAUACUAAAUGGUUAUCAUAAAGUACCUCACGUUGAACAUUAUUGGAGUACACAGCAAACACUUGGUAUACCUAUAGUAAAGCAAGCUUUAUCACGUAAUAACUUCCAGUUGAUCUAA
Messenger RNA from Anastrepha ludens (Mexican fruit fly), 669 nucleotides. Its product is annotated as piggyBac transposable element-derived protein 2-like. Lineage: Eukaryota; Metazoa; Arthropoda; Insecta; Diptera; Tephritidae. The transcript has 3 exons. Gene Ontology annotation, molecular function: sequence-specific DNA binding. The record is from RefSeq and is a predicted model, not a curated record. Bases 1 to 669 code for a protein of 222 amino acids.